AUGACUCGGUCGACCAUAGAUAUUGAUGAUGUCCGGGCAUACGUGGAUACUGCACUCGGGACACUGGAAGGAUCAUUGCGAGAAUUGAACCACGAGAUCUGGUCACACCCGGAACUUGCGUAUGAGGAGCACCGCGCUCACGAUCAAAUCUGCAACUUUCUUGAGAACCGGGGAUUCAAAGUCACACGCCAUGCCUAUGGCAUUGCCACAUCAUUUGAAGCUUUGAGUGGAUCGGGUGGACGAUUAAUCAACUUCAACGCAGAAUAUGAUGCUCUUCCAGACAUUGGACAUGCCUGCGGCCACAACCUCAUCGCCACUAGCAGUAUCGCUGCCUUCCUCGCUCUAUCUUUCAUUUUGGAAAAAUACGGUAUUCCUGGACGGGCGCAGUUGUUAGGCACCCCGGCUGAGGAGAAUGGAGGCGGAAAGGCCAAGCUUAUAGAUGCAGGGGCCUAUAAGGGAGUUGACAUCUCCCUCAUGGGUCAUGGUGGGCCUAAGAAACUAUUCCCAGGGCAGGAACCAUCAGAUGGCAUUGCUGGAACAUUGAUGAAUGCUCGUAAAAGGAUCAAUUGCGAGUUCAUUGGCAAGAGUGCCCAUGCAGGUGGUAAUCCGUGGGAUGGGAUCAACGCUCUAGAUGCCUUGGUAGCCUCGUACAACAAUGUUGCAGUGUUGCGACAGCAGCUCCUGCCAGACCAACGAAUCCACUGCGCCUUCCUUGAAACUCCUCCUGUUGCAAACAUCAUUCCUUCAUUCACCAAAGCAUUUUGGCAGGUUCGAAGUCCGUCGCUCAAAGGGCUCAACACUCUGGUUUCCAAGGUGCGCAAUUGCAUGGAGGCUGGAGCACUGGCUACAGGUUGCCAGGUUAAAAUAUCCGAGGAGGAGCUGUACACGGAUGUCCUGUUGAACGACACUCUUUGUGAGCAGUAUCAGGUCCACAUGGGGCGAUAUGGUCGCAAGGUGCUUAAGCGCCACGACAAGGUCAUGACUGCUUCUUCAGAUAUUGGAAAUGUCAGCUAUGUGACUCCCACGCUUCACACCAGCUUCGGGAUCCCAACCCAGGAAAACUCAUUCCCGCACCACCCCACGUUUGCCGCUGCGGCGGGAACAGACGAGGCCCAUGCUGAGGCACUAAUUGUGGGCAAGUCGCUGGCGCUAAUCGGGUGGGACAUGCUCACAAACGAGACCCUCUAUGAGACGGCGCGGCAGCAAUGGCAACAGGAGAUUGCACGAGCAAAUUAG
Penicillium riverlandense is the source of this 1236-nucleotide messenger RNA. Its product is annotated as M20 family metallopeptidase. The record is from RefSeq and is a predicted model, not a curated record. The coding region runs from base 1 to 1236 and encodes 411 amino acids. Gene Ontology annotation, molecular function: dipeptidase activity. The transcript has 5 exons. NCBI's taxonomy places the organism in Eukaryota, Fungi, Ascomycota, Eurotiomycetes, Eurotiales, Aspergillaceae.